This is a messenger RNA of Onychomys torridus (southern grasshopper mouse), 3486 nucleotides long. It is a transcript of the gene Mipol1, whose product is annotated as mirror-image polydactyly 1. The coding region runs from base 90 to 1301 and encodes 403 amino acids. Lineage: Eukaryota; Metazoa; Chordata; Mammalia; Rodentia; Cricetidae. The transcript is spliced from 11 exons. The record is from RefSeq and is a predicted model, not a curated record.
GUUAACAGCACAUUUAAAGAUACAACCAUUGUCUUGCACAAGAAGCUUCAGUGGGUAUUGAGAGUGCAUUAGUAGAUGAGCAGCUGACUAUGAAUUCUGAGCAAAACAUGUGUGAAUUAGGCAGUGAAGUCACAUCUGAGGACCUGGAAGUACCAGAGAGAAACUCUAGCAAUUUACAGGCCAUUGGUCCUUAUCCAGAUGAAGGGCCAUCUACAAAGUGCAGUAUACUGGAAUGUGGAAAGAAUGAUAUGAAUUAUGAAUCUGUGAUUUCUCAUCAAGUUAUCCCAGAUUUAAAUGAAGAGACAUCAGUAGCAUAUCUUCAAAGAGAAUUGGAAAUUCUCAGAACAAGCAAUAAAAAGCUUCAAGAAAAAUUGACUGAAGAAGAUAAGGAAAAGCGAAAAUUAAAGCUUAAGUUGGAACUCCACGAGAAAGCAGCAGAGGCUGAAGUUGCUGAAAGGACGGCAGCUUUGGUUGAAGAAGUGUAUUUGGCACAGCGAGAACGUGAUGAAGCUAUUAUGUGCAGACUGCAGUCAGCUCUUCAGGAGAGAGACGAAGCGGUUGCACGUGUGAAGCAUAUGGAAAUGUCACUAAAACUGCUAGAAAAUAUUAACCCUGAAGAAAAUGACAUGACAUUACAGGAAUUACUGAGCAGAAUAAACAAUGCAGACACUGGGAUAGCUAUUCAGAAGAAUGGAGCUAUAAUUGUGGAUAGAAUCUACAAGACCAAGGAGUGUAAAAGGAGAAUAACCGCAGAAGAAAUGAAUGCAGUCAUAGAAGAGCGGGAUGCGGCUUUGUCUCAGUCCCAACGGCUGCACCAGGAGCUCCAUCGUCUGAAAGAGCAGAAGCAGACUUCAGCAAACAACACAAGACGUCCGACUGCUGAAAACAAUCAGGAACGUGCUCUGAAGGCGAAACUACUAUCAAUGCAGCAAGCCAGAGAAACUGCUGUUGAACAGUACAAAAAGCUGGAAGAAGAAAUACAGACAUUACGAGUUUACUACAGUUUACACAAAUCAUUAUCUCAAGAAGAAAACUUGAAGGAACAGUUUAACCAUGCCCUUAGUACCUAUGAAGAAGCCUUAAAAAACAGAGAGAGCGUUGUUUCCAUCACUCAGCAGCAGAACGAAGAACUGGCCACCCAACUUGAACAGGCUCUGACUCAGCAAGCCAACAUGGAAUUACAGCUUCAGUGUGCUAUAGAGGUCUCCCAAGCAGCCAAUGAAAAAGUUCAGAAGUUAGAAAGGCUAGUGGAUGUCCUGAGGAAGAAGGUUGGAACAGGGGCCGUGCGGACAGUGAUCUGACUGAAAAACACCCAGUCUGGGGCAAGCAAUCACAUCUGGUGGCCAGGCUGCUUCAUUCAACACUGUGUAAACACUAAAAGCCUUAACUUAGCAAACAGUUGUUAGAAGUGGGACACUCCAACCACAUUCCAAGCUGAGAUAAAAUCAAAUCACAAAUGUUUAACCACUUUGCUGCUGACUUCAGCUAUUUAUCCAAAUAUAUUAACUACGGGCUUUUAGCAGUUAUAACGCUGCAGCUUGUUUUGUAGCUAUUUUAUAUUGGUGCCUUUAAUGUAAUUCUUUCUGCCGGUGUACUAUAAAAAUGUGUGAAGUCGGUCAGGAUCGUACCCUCGCAUAUGGCCCUUUCUGAAUCGAAGUGCAGUAAAGUAAAUAUUGUCUAAGCCUUAAUCCACUGUGUUAGGUCAAAACUUCAAAUAAAUGCGUUUUCAGUAUAGAGUAUAUUUUUUAAGUGAUGGGAGAAGUUCAGACAUGAGAGAAUGUAACCUACCUUCAAUGUAUGUAUGCAGCUUUUGUUCUUAAUAUUGAAGAAUAUUAAGUAUAGAUGUUAUGAAUUAAGUGUAUAAUUUGCUUUAAUAGUACAUUAGGAUGGCAGCCAUCAAGGCAUGGCUUUGUUUCACUAUAGGUAAUAUACACUGUUUACAAUAAAGAGGUUAUUAAUAUGCACUUCUGUAUACAUAUUAUUGGUAUUUUUUUAAUGUUGAGUAUGGAUAGUUAUCUGAGCAUCACUUAAGCUGUGGAAAUAACCAAGUUUCUGCUCAUAGUCUGGGACACGUUGGGCUUGAAAAUUAGCAUGUGCCAGUCAGUGUGUCUAGCCUAAGAGGCAAGAAACCAUCAACCUGUUAGCGUACUUGCUCUCUUUAGAUUGUGAUUUGGGGGUGGGAGAAGAGAGCCUAAUAGAUAAUAUCCAGACUAUAAUGUCCAAUAUUGGACUUAGAAAAGCAUUACUGCAAUUUGGUUCAAGUUAUCCACUUUUGAAUUUAAGACAUAAGCCACUCCUCACCGUAGAUGUUAGGAAUAUUUAUGGAGAAUAUUGUCAGUUUUACAGACCGGAUAGCGGAAAGGCCAUUCCUGGAACAGGAUGAAACGAGCAAAAAAUAUUGAGUCAGUGAAAAUUUUAUAGGCAGAAACUUUUCUAAGUUCCUAAUUCAUCUGUAAGAAUGAGCUAAAGUAUUUAUCAUUUCCUGUUUUCAGGAUAAAUGUAUUCAGAAUGAUAGGCUAUACAUUCUUCCAUAUGCCAUUGGAAAAUAUCCUUUUUAUGUAUCUUUUAACUGUAGAAUAUUCAGAGGUCCUUUGUCAUAAAUGAAAUAUGAAUCAGAACACUAACAUACUCUGUUUCCUCCUUACUAAAUCUGUAAAAUGAAGCUAAUGGAUAGUUAGAAUCGUCUCACUGUGUUCAAAUUUGAAGUUCGCUCACGUUCUUAGUGAUUUUUAAACUAUGAGAAUUAGAAGGUAUAUGAUAGCAGGCAUUAAAAGUAAGCUAACUGCAUCUGUUCCAUGGUCACAGAGAAUGUCACAGCCUCUGAUAGACCAAUGACCACUUAGUCACAGAAGCUAGGGCUAGAGUUGCUUCCUUGGGCUCUGUAACAACACCCUGUGUGAAGACACAGCAUCUCGUAAGUUACCCAGGGGGUACAGGUAAGUAAAGAAAAAAAUCAUUCCCAACUGCUCUUAACAUAAUCACAGGUAAAGCUGAAUGUUCAGUUUGGUCUUGAGAAACAGACACUCUCCUUAAGUUAUUUACUCUGAAAUCUUAGAAUACACAUGGUGAAAUAAAAACAUUUUACAACUUCCAAACGUCACUUAGAGCAACCAGUUCCUGGACAAUUGUACAGAGCAAGGUACUAAAAAAUGAAACUCAGAGAACAAUUCCGACACCCACUAUUCUUCAGUACGGGUGUCCCAAAGCAUCCCACACCAGCCCAGGCAACUUCUGUCUUGAUUUUACACACCUGAGAAUGCCCAGCCGCAUUCUCGUCAUCUUCCACAUCAUCGCUGGCUUUGUAUGAAGGAGUAACCACUGAAAACCAAGGCCACGUCCUCAGAAGCCGAGCAACUGCCGAGAACGCCACUCUGCACAGUGUUUUCCAACCUAGGCUUUACCAUGUCUGUUCCUGUAGGAGCAUGGGAGCUCCCUUCGUUUUUUUAAAUUUUAUAAUUUAAUUUAAUUUUACAUAUCAGCCACAGA